Trypanosoma theileri is the source of this 744-nucleotide messenger RNA. RefSeq lists its product as uncharacterized. NCBI's taxonomy places the organism in Eukaryota, Euglenozoa, Kinetoplastea, Trypanosomatida, Trypanosomatidae. The record is from RefSeq and is a predicted model, not a curated record. The transcript has a single exon. Bases 1 to 744 code for a protein of 247 amino acids.
AUGGAAGUGGACUCUUCUCAACUCCCGAGCUCUGCAACUGAACACACCUCUAAUAAUACCCUUUCCCCUGCGAGUGUGGCGAUACUCGCGACUAUUUGCUCCUUUGUAAUCUUAUUAUUACUGAUGGGUCUCUUUUUUAUUACCCGCGGGCCCCGCCGCUUUAUCAGCGACGCCUUCUCUCUCCUCGCCGACUCCCCAGAGAACAACAAUAAUAAUAAUAACAACACCUCUUCCAAUAAUAAUAACAACAACACCUCUUCCAAUAAUAAUAAUCGCCGCCGCCGUAUUAAUAAUAAUACUAAUAAUAAUAAUAAUAACGGUAAUAACAACAAUCUUAACAUCCCUUCUCCCAAUAAUAAUAAUACUAAUAAUAACAAUGCGGAGGUGAUUGCUGGUCAGCCGCUGGAGAAUUACGUCCGCACGCCCCGCCGCCCCCGCGCCACCCGCACCUUUUUCCUCCCGGACGGCACCAUCAUUCGACUGGUGGGCGACGUGCGAAGACUGCCGGUCGCCGGGCCGCCGCCAACUCAGUCUGAGCCAGGGGAGGGCGAGGAGCGGGUGGCCUCGCCGAUGGUGUACGGCCGUGCGGUCUACACGCAGCCGGCGCCGGGGGAAGUGCGGGGGGCGAGUUUCUACAACCCGCCGACACCGCAGUUGGACAGGAGCGGCCGGCGUGCCAGUCAGUGGGAGGAGGGGGAGGAGAAGAGGUGUGAGCCGUUUGCAGUGGAGGUGAAGAAGAAAUAG